UUGUAUGAGGCAAACGUGCAACGCACGUUUCGGAAACUAGUGAGUUUAUAUAUAUAUUAAAUACUCAACCUUGUUGGAUUUCAUUGUGUGUUUGAUUUUGAAAUUUCUUAAAUGAAAAUCUUGACUAUGACUAGAGAUAAAUUUUUUAGAUUAUGAGUUUAUAUACUUACAACUCAAAACUUUAACAGAGAAUAUAUUUGGAUUUUACUUUCUUGAGCUCUUAACAAUGAGUUGGUAAUAAUUGAUAGCUAAAGAAAUAAGAGUAAUUGAAAAAAAAAAAACUACAUUUUGACAAAUAUAUCUUCCAGUUUGUAUCUUAUAUAGUUUUAAAUGUACCAACUCUCUAGAAGUCAAAGCUUGCCUUCUUUCAAAGUAAACAUCCAGUUAUGUUGUUCUUCUUGUUUUGGACUAAUUUUACUUGCUUAACAUUGUAACAAUAUUAAUAACUUUUGAUAGUAUACAACUUAUUGACCUGAAAUAGUAAUGGCAUUGAAUCUCUUCGGGGGUACUUUUUUCUUAAGUCGCGGUCAUGUCUUGCUCUCAAUAUAGUUCCAGGGGUUGGUUUCGAAUAUAAAGACACAAGCUCAAAGUAUAUCAUGUUUGUCCAAAUUCGACCAACAUUCUAUGAAUGAUCAAAAGAUUAUAAUAACCCAAAUGAACAACAUUGGAAGUCAUGUAUAGCGAAAAAGGAAACAACAAUAGAGGCAAGAUGAUCUGCACUUUGCAGACAAAGGAAAUCAAUCAUCACUAGUAAAUUGAAAUUAAUUUAAUUGGUACAUAAUGUAUCCACCAACCAUUGAAUUUGUUUUUAACUCUUUGCCAAAUCUGUUAUUCUACAUUUGUAACUAGCUUUUCUGUUCUACUUGCUACCCCCUUGAAAAUUCAUGCGACUAUGAAGCGAUCCAAGAAAACCUUCAAUGAUCAGCAAGUUUCUUCCGAUCGCGAAUCAGGUGCUGUUUUGAAGAACACAGAGUUGAAAUGGGGUCCGAGUCCAAUGACACUCAUGGGUUUUAUAGCUGUUCUCUUGAUGGUUCUUACUGUUGUUUUCUCAGCAGCUUUCUUUUUUGGGGACUUACCUUCUGAUUGUUUGUGGACUUUGGUUGAAGCUAGAACUUUUCAUGCUAAACAUUCAAAAGUAUCUGAAAAGGAUAUUCUGCAGCCACUGACAGUGCCAAAAGAUAGACUACUUGGUGGUCUUCUUCCUACUGGAUUUGAUGAAACAUCUUGUUUGAGUAGGUACGAAUCACACUUAUAUAGCAAACCUCUGCAACAUAAGCCUUCCUCUUAUCUUAUCUCGGGGUUUAGAAGAUACGAAGCUCUCCACAAGCAAUGUGGACCUUAUACAGAAUUAUACAACAGAACAGUAGACCUUAUAAAGUCCGGUGAAUACAGUAGUGAUUCUUCAGUUUGUAAUUACGUUGUUUGGAUAUCGUAUAGUGGUUUAGGGAACAGAAUACUAACCUUAGCUACUGCUUUUCUUUAUGCUCUACUCACAAAUAGAGUCCUUCUGGUUGACCCCAGAGCUAAUUUGCAUAACCUGUUUUGUGAACCUUUUCCUGAAGUUUCUUGGUUGCUUCCUCCAGAUUUUCCUAUUAUUGAUCGAUUUAGUAGCUUUAAUAAGAAAUCUCCACAUUCUUAUGGUUAUAUGGUGAGAAAUAAUGUCACAGGCAAUUCAAGAACACCUUCAUUCCUCUACCUUCAUUUAUGUCAUGACUUUGAUGUGCAAGAUAAAUUAUUCUUCUGUGACACUGACCAAACUUUUCUCCACAAAGUCCCUUGGCUAUUUGUGAAGUCAAAUAACUAUUAUAUUCCUGCUCUUUUCUUGAUCCCGUCGUUUGAGCAAGAGUUAAACAAUCUUUUUCCAGAGAAAGGAACUGUCUUCCACUUCUUGGGUAGGUACCUUUUCCAUCCAACAAAUUCUGUAUGGGGGCUUAUUACUAGGUACUAUCAAGCUUAUUUAGCUCAAGCAGAUGAAAAAAUAGGCAUUCAAAUUAGAGUUUUCAGUUUAGGUGUAAGCAAUUUUAAGUAUGUGUUGAAUCAAAUAUUAGCUUGCGCAACAAAGGAGAAUCUGUUACCACAGGUUAACCUGAAUGAGCCUAUAGCCAAUUCUUCUGGCAAGACGAAGACUAUAAGCGUCUUGAUGACAUCUCUGAGUUCACGAUACUUCGAGGAGAUUAGGAACAUGUAUUGGCAGAAUCCUACUGUUACAGGAGAGGUUGUUAGUGUUUUUCAGCCAAGUCAUGAAGAGCAUCAACAAACUGAGAAGCUGAUGCAUGACAGAAAGGCCUUGGCAGAAAUAUAUUUGCUGAGCUUAACUGAUAAAUUGGUUACAAGUGGAUGGUCCACUUUUGGUUAUGUGGCUUAUAGUCUUGGAGGUUUGAAGCCAUGGAUUUUAUACAAGUUUCAAGAAGGGACAGUCCAUAACCCGCCUUGUUUUCGAGCUACGUCUUUGGAGCCAUGUUAUCAUUCUCCCCCUUACUACGACUGCAAGAAGAAAACAGCAAGUAAUAACACGGUUAGCAUUGCUCCUCAUGUGAGACAUUGUGAGGAUAAUAGCUGGGGUUUGAAGUUAUUCGAUCGAAAAGGUAAAAUGUAACCAAUAAUUGUUGCAAGAGUAGUUACUAUAACUUAUUUCAAUAUUCUUUCAUUGUUAUAUAUCCGUAGUGUUUGAUGAAAGCUAUACCAUAAAUUUCUGUUUCUGUCGGGACUCUUAUUUGUAUGAUAUAAAGUAGUCGUGCUAUUAA
Messenger RNA from Solanum lycopersicum (tomato), 2744 nucleotides. RefSeq names its product galactoside 2-alpha-L-fucosyltransferase. Gene Ontology annotation, biological process: cell wall biogenesis; xyloglucan biosynthetic process. The record is from RefSeq and is a predicted model, not a curated record. Gene Ontology annotation, molecular function: galactoside 2-alpha-L-fucosyltransferase activity. Gene Ontology annotation, cellular component: Golgi apparatus; membrane. NCBI's taxonomy places the organism in Eukaryota, Viridiplantae, Streptophyta, Magnoliopsida, Solanales, Solanaceae.